AUGGAAGCAGCACUUCAAAUAAAUUCCUCACAUGCUCAUCAACUCUUUCAACACAGAGUCAUUGCUUUCAAUCUCAAAUGGCAAGCCAUUCCUCACGACCAAUUGAAACUCAAUCCUCAUAUUCUUCAAGAUUCCAAUCAUUCAAAAGAUGAAAACACCACUCCAAGAAUGGUGAUUUUUCUAUUGGAACGCAAUAACAAGUACUUACCCAUGUUAGAAGAUGAUUUAAGUCCUCCAGAAAAGAAUUCUGAAUGGUCGUCCUCUGAUCCAGCACAAAUGGACAGGGUGGAUAUUUCACAACAACAACAUGUACAAGACCAAGACGAAUGGGUCAAGAGAUAUACGAAACAAAUCGAUGAGGCUCGAGAAGGAUUCGAUGAAUACUUUGAUUACCUCAAAAAACAUCAACUCGUUUCUUCUCUCAAGAUGCAUGAUUCUUACUAUGAAAGGUGGUCCCAAUUUAACCAUCAAUUUUCAGCCGAAGGUCAACCAGUAGAAGGCAACGAUGCUAAUGAAGAACGUUCAUUCAUGUUCUUUGUGAAAAUACUCAAUGAUGGAACCUUGUCGUUGAGAGGAGAGUCAAAACCAACCAUGAAAUAUGAGAUUAUGGGAACUUUGGCUUUUGGUGUGAAACAUGUGAUUGUGAAUGGAGAGAGAAUGAAAAUUGGAAUUACUGGUUCAGGAUGGGUACCUCCCAAAUUUAGAGGUGUGCAUGAAACCAAGUUGGUUCCGUGGUUUUUGCAUUUGCACAUGUUUAAAGAAAUGGGUGUCAGAUAUUACUAUGCACAUGUGUUUGAAGAAAACACAAGAUGCUUGGGAUUUGUUGAAAAAACUGGUCUGUUUCCUUCCAAGUUGAGAAUGAACUUUAUUGGAGUGAAACUUCCACUUGUCGAGGAGAAGGUUGAAUCAUCUUCACUAAAAAGAAUUGAAACAUUCGAGCGGUAUAAUUCAUUAAUGAGAAAGCUUUAUGGAUCCUCUAAUUUUUUGGUAGACAGACUCGAAAAUAUAUUCUUUCAUCGCAAUUUUGAAGGAUGCUAUGUGGAUGAGGUCAAUAAUCUAACAUUCCAAUUAUGGAAAGGAAAAUACGGCGUGGAUGCAACCACUAAUGAACAAUAUCCAGCUUUCAUGAUCAUGAACAUGACACAAGCUGACUCUCCCAUCGAUGUUACUUCUCAUCAAUUAGAUUUGAUUCAACACCAUCUUCAAAGUGACCUCAUCCCUUCCUUGAUCCAAUCCAAAAAUUUCACAAACAUUUCACACACCUAUUUGUAUCAUGUGACCAACAGCCAAGCCAUGAAAGUUGCAUUGUGUGAAAGACAUCUCGAUAAUCCAUCUCUUUCUGUGGCCUUCCUGGCUUACACCUUUCAGGACAAUGACAUGUUCAUGCAUUAUCUUCCCAAACGAAAAUCAGAAUCGAACCAUUCAACAGUUCCAAAGAGCGAACAAGUUUGGAAUUUCAUGAUGGGAGAAUACGCAGGUUAUGAUAAGAAUAUGAACUUGUUUUUGGAUCCGAGAGAUUGCACUAGCAAGCCCUUAGUGUGGAGUCAAGAUAUUAAAACCUCACUUUCCUUAUUGGGAGAAGGAAAGGUGUCGAGACCAUCUACAAGUUCAGCUCCAACCUCGAAACCAGUUGUCCAAGAAGAAGCCUCUCCAGUGUCAUCUUGUCCUUCCUGUUCACCCGUUGAAACUAAUGACUUGACACAGACAAAUGCUUUGACUCAUUCAUCAACUUCAAGUCCUGAACCUCUUCAUCACGAGCACUCCUCGAAACUAGAUAUGAAUUCCAAUAGUAACCGAAGAUAUUCCUCUCUUCUUAAAUGGUCCUUAAUUCUCACUCCAACUCUAUUGGUCGCACUGUUUGGUGUGAAAAAGAUGUUCUUCACUUCAAAUCAAUCCAAAUAA
This is a messenger RNA of Naegleria lovaniensis, 1902 nucleotides long. RefSeq lists its product as uncharacterized. The transcript is spliced from 2 exons. Lineage: Eukaryota; Heterolobosea; Eutetramitea; Acrasida; Naegleriidae. The coding region runs from base 1 to 1902 and encodes 633 amino acids. The record is from RefSeq and is a predicted model, not a curated record.